GAUCUACAAGGAAACAACAUCACAAUUAUCUACGAGACAGAUUUUAUAAAUUUGCCGAAACUUAGGAUUUUGCAAUUAACAGAUAAUCAGCUGCACACAAUUGAGAAGGAUGCGUUUGCAGAUCUCAUUGGAUUGGAACGACUACGAUUAAACAACAAUAAAAUUAAAACACUUCCUGAUAAUCUGCUGUCCAGCAUGUCCAACUUGGUUCGAGUUGAUUUAUCAAAUAAUGAAAUCGCAGCAAUCUCCAAGCGGAUGUUUAAAGGCGUUCCAGCUCUUCGCAGCCUUCAACUGGAUCACAAUCAGAUUGUUUGCAUCGAUGAAGUGGCUGUUAAAAAUCUUCAUGAGUUGGAAAUUCUGACACUUAACAACAACAACAUUACAACAUUGCCUCGAGAGAUGUUCUCAAGCAUGCCACGACUAAGAGCGUUGCGUUUAUCGGACAAUCCAUUUGCAUGUGAUUGUCAUCUAUCGUGGCUUUCAAAAUUCCUUCGCAGUGCUCCAAGAUUAGCACCAUACACACGAUGCCAUUCACCAAGUCAGUUGAAGGGACAAAACGUGGCUGAUUUGCACGAUCAAGAGUUUAAAUGUUCCGGAUUAACUGAACAUGCUCCAAUCGAAUGUGGCGGUCGAAGCUUAUGUCCACAUCCCUGUCGAUGUGCUGAAGGAAUUGUCGAUUGUCGUGAGAAGAGCUUGACGAAUGUUCCAUUGACCCUUCCUGAAGACACUACGGAAAUUCGUAUGGAACAAAAUUACAUAACAGAAAUUCCGGCAAAAGCUUUUGCAAACUACCGUCGAUUAAGAAGAAUCGAUUUGUCGAAUAACAACAUUUCACGUAUCGCUUACGAUGCAUUUUCCGGAUUAAAAUCUCUCAACUCUCUUGUGCUGUAUGGCAACAAAAUAAAAGAACUGCCGGCGGGAGUCUUCAAGGGAUUAGCAUCAUUGCAAUUGUUGUUGCUCAACGCCAACGAAAUCUCAUGUAUUCGAAAAGAUUCCUUCAAGGAUUUAUCGAGUUUGAGUCUUUUGUCGCUUUAUGACAACAACAUACAGUCGCUGUCGAAUGGAACGUUUGAUGCUCUGAAGCAAAUACAAACAAUACAUUUGGCACGAAAUCCAUUUAUUUGCGAUUGCAACCUUCGUUGGCUGGCGGAUUAUUUACACAAAAAUCCAAUCGAAACGAGUGGCGCCAAAUGUGAAGCUCCAAAGAAGAUGCACCGAAGAAAGAUUGAAUCGUUACGAGAUGAGAAAAUAAAAUGUUCUGAUGACUUCAAAAGCAAAUACGCAGCUGAUUGUCGUGCGGAGCCGCUUGAAUGUCCCGCUGUUUGUCAUUGCGAGAGAACAACCGUUGAUUGCUCAGGACGUGGCUUGAAAGAAAUUCCACGGGACAUUCCGCUCUAUACCACCGAACUUUUGCUGAACGACAACCAACUCAGCCGUAUAAAGUCCGAUGGACUUUUUGGACGUUUGCCAAACCUAGUCAAAUUGGAUUUGAGACGUAAUCAGAUUACAGGCAUAGAGCCUCAAGCUUUUGACGGAGCUUUGAAGAUUCAAGAGAUGACGAUAAGCGAGAAUAAAAUGACAGAGGUGCACAACAAAAUGUUUAUGGGACUACACAAUUUAAAAACUUUGUCGAUGUACGAUAACAUGAUAUCGUGUGUGAUGCCUGGCAGUUUUGAUCAUUUGUCGUCAUUGACGCAGUUGAAUCUUGCAUCGAAUCCAUUCACAUGUAAUUGUCAUUUGGCUUGGUUCUCUGAUUGGCUGAGAAAGAAGCAACUUUCUGGUACUCCACCGCGAUGUGCUGCACCAGCAAAGGUGAAAGAUGUUGCCAUCAAAGAAUUACCUCAUCAUGAGUUCAAAUGUACAAGUGACAGUGAUCAAGGAUGUCUUGGUGAAGGAUAUUGUCCACCAUCAUGCACAUGCACUGGCACCGUCGUUCGAUGCUCGAGAAAUUCUCUUAACGAAAUUCCCAAAGGAAUUCCAAGCGAAACGACUGAACUUUAUCUUGAAUCAAACAACAUUUCCAUGAUUCAUUCCGAUCGCAUUCGACACUUGAAGUCGUUAACACGUUUGGAUUUGAGUAAUAAUCGCAUUAAUAUUCUAUCCAACUAUACUUUUACUAAUCUCACGAAGUUAUCAACUCUCAUUAUAAGUUACAACAAUCUUCAGUGCGUACAACGACACGCAUUGACGGGAUUGAAGAACUUACGUGUUUUAUCAUUACAUGGAAAUCAAAUCUCAAUGAUACCGGAGGGUUCGUUCAAUGACUUGCAAUCGAUAACUCAUAUUGCUUUAGGUAGCAAUCCGUUAUAUUGUGAUUGCUCUUUGAAAUGGCUUUCUGAAUGGGUGAAAUUGGAUUAUGUCGAACCGGGAAUUGCACGUUGUGCUGAACCAGAACGAAUGAAAGACAAACUUAUCCUCUCAACACCAGCGAACCAGUUCAUCUGUAAAGAGAAAGUCAGUAAUGAAAUCUUGUCAAAAUGUGAUGCUUGUUACACAUUCCCAUGCAAGAACAACGCGGAAUGUUUGGUGAAGACAGAACGACAGUACGAAUGUCGAUGUGCUCCAGGAUAUCAUGGUCAACAUUGUGAACAUAUGAUUGACGCUUGUUACGGAAAUCCGUGUCGGAAUAACGGAAAGUGCACCGUGUUGGAAGAAGGUCGUUUCAGUUGUGACUGCUUAUCUGGUUAUCAAGGUGCACGUUGUGAAGUGAAUAUCGAUGAUUGUGAUGACCACAAAUGUCAGAACAAUGGAACUUGUGUCGAUGGAAUUGAAUCGUACACUUGCAGUUGCUUGCCAGGCUUCACUGGCGGAUUUUGUGAAAAGAAAAUUCAAUUUUGUGCCACAGAAUUCAAUCCAUGUUCGAAUGGUGCCAAAUGCGUUGAUCAUUUCUCGCAUUACACUUGUGAAUGCACUCCAGGUUUCCGUGGUGUGAACUGCACAGAAAAUAUUGACGAUUGUCAAAAUCAUAUGUGUCAGAAUGGCGGAAGCUGCGUUGAUGGCAUCAACGAUUACAUGUGCAAAUGUCCGAGUGAUUUCACUGGAAAAUUCUGUGAAGGAACGCCAAUGGUCGCAAUGAUGUAUCCACAAACUUCACCCUGUCAGAAUCAUGAAUGUAAGUUUGGUGUCUGCUUCCAACCCAAUCCAUCGUCAUCAGACUACAUUUGCAAGUGCGCUCCAGGAUAUACCGGAAAACGCUGCGAAUAUUUAACAUCAUUGACUUUCAUUCACAACAACAGUUUCGUUGAAAUGGAACCGUUGAGGACGAAACCGGAAGCCAAUGUCACCAUAAUUUUCAGUACAACACAACAAAAUGGAGUUUUAAUGUACGAUGGCAACAGCAACAACGAACACUUUGCUGUCGAACUUUUUAAUGGUCGCAUACGCGUCAGCUACGAUGUUGGAAAUAAUCCAACUUCAACAAUGUACAGCUUUGAGAUGGUAGCGGAUGGAAAAUACCAUAUGGUGGAGCUUUUGGCGAUUAAAAAGAACUUUACAUUGAGAGUCGAUCGCGGACUUGCACGUUCAAUAAUCAACGAAGGUUCGAAGGAAUAUCUCAAGUUGACAUCGCCAAUGUUUUUGGGUGGCUUGCCAAUUGAGCCAGCACAACAAGCAUACAAUAAAUGGCAUCUCAGAGACUUGACAAGCUUCAAAGGAUGUAUGAAAGAAGUUUGGAUUAAUCACAAACAAGUUGACUUUGUUAAUGCUGCAAGACAACAGAAAGUGACACCAGGAUGUGCAUUGUUAGACGCUGAAAAUGAUGGAGAAAUGGAAGAUCAAUUUGUUCUCGAACCACCUGAAGAAACUAAGGAAGAGCCAAUAAAUCCUUGUGACAACCACCAAUGCAAGCGUGGAGGAAAAUGUGUUCCGAACAAUAAAGGCGGCUACACAUGCAAAUGUAAGGCAGGUUCGAAGGGUCGGUUCUGCGAACAAGGUGAGACAAGCUUAAUGUCCCAAAUCAUGGUGGAGGAUAUCGAUGAUCUUUCCAAUGAGCGAGCCACUAACGCUCACACAUGCCGCAAACAACAAGUGAAGGAAUAUUACACUGAAAACAAUUGUCGAUCACGACAGCCAGUUAAAUAUGCGAAAUGCGUGGGCGGCUGUGGUAAUCAAUGUUGCGCACCGAAAAUCACAAGAGUACGUAAAGUACGGAUGGAGUGCAAGAAUAAAACAAAAUAUAUUAAGAAUUUAGACAUAGUACGUAAAUGCCAUUGUACAAAGAAAUGCUACUGACUGCUAGACGCGACUACCCAACAAAAUAUAAUUAUUAAUAAUAUAAUUUCUAGUAAUAGUAAUGAAACUAAUGAACAAACUAUAUUAAACGGUAAUAAUAAUGAUAAUAAUAAUAAUAAUAUGGAUGAUUUAUAUAUGAUGAUGAUGGGUGAUGAUCCAUUAGUUUAUCAUUCACCAUCCCCAGUUAAUCCCAUUCAAGAACAUGCAGAACAAUACGAUGGGAAAAGAACUGGUGGAGAUGUUAUAACGACGAACUCUACUAAUCAAAUGUUAGAUGUAGUUAGUGAUAGAAGACAAAGAAAAGGUAAUAGAAGACAAAAUAAUAGUCAAAGAAAUAGAAAUCGACAUCGAAAUAACAACAACAAUAAUAAUAAUCAGAACGACGGUACGUCGUUUGACGACAACAAUCCCAUUAAUGUUAUCUCAGCAUUUAAUCGAACGAGUAAAAUCUACAACAAAUUGCGUAAGAAUGAUGCUGUGAAAGUCAUUGAUACUCCAAGUGGACGAGCUGGAUUUGUGUAUCAAAGUAGCAGUAGCAGUAAUGCUAAUAACAACAAUCAAGAUUUUCCCAUGAGUCCAUCAAUCAAAGAGAGUAACGCAAAUUGGGAAGAUUCGUAUUCACAAAAUCAAUUUGUCAAUCGCAAUGCGAACGACGUUAAGUUGGUUUCCGAUGAUACCAGUAAUAAGAAGAUUAUGCCGGUAUUGACAUCGGAUGGUAAGAUUGCUUUAGUUGUUCGUGGUGACACGAGUCGCUAUUUCGACGACCCUCAAAAUAAUGGAAGUGGAAAUAGCGUCAGUUCAAAGAAAUACGAACCAAUUACGAAUCUCACGUCGAUUAUUACGGCACUUAACAGUAACAAUGACAAUAAUAUUAAUAAUAAUCGUAAUAACAAUAAUAAACAGAACGACAGUAUUAAUUUAGGUGACGCUUUAGAUCCGGUCAAGACGGUGCAAGAACAAAAUCGUCUCAUAAAUCGUCUCGAUGAAUUCUUUGCUUCGGUUACCAAUAAAGUGAAAAAUAUGGAAGAAAAGAUUGAACACGAGUUGGGAAUCGAAGAUGAAGAAGAAAUCGAUGAAGAUGACGAAGAAAUUUCAAUUACAACACCGACAACCACAACAACAGAAGCGCCUUAUGAUGAAGAAGAUCACAAGAAGAAUUUGUUGCAAAUUAAUCGUCCAUUGUCAGAAGUUCUUGGACUGCCGAAGAAGACGCAUUAUCAUCAUCCUCAAGAUCCACUGCAUACAUCAUCUGAGAUGCCAUUCACGAGACCUUCGUCAACAACUGAGGUCAGAAGAAUCAACACUCCACAUAAAGUGACACCACAUGUUGAAGGUGUUCUCACGACAACUGACAUAAAUCAGAGUGACGAAAUCGAUCAUGAAAGUCCCGAAGUCAUCAACAUUGCAGUGAUUCCAGGUUUUGACUCAGAAAUGGAAGAGCGACUCUUUGGAAGAUCGAAAGAUUCCAAUCGUAAUCUCAGUGAAACUUCAGGAACGAGUGGAGCAAUUUCAUCGAUUCAUUGUGCUAUGCAAGCGAUGGUUGCCGUUGCUUGUGCUUGCACAGUGUUCGGGGUGUUGGGUGCAUAUUAUAAAAUCGAGAUUGUAAACCAGGUUCGCGUCUUCUACUGGUGACUAGUCGUGCUGUUUCAUAAUCAAAGUCCCACGGCUCUCUAACCUUCAUUGUUGAAAUUGAUUAUUGUCUUAAUUAAUGCUGCUGCUGUACAUUAAAAUCAUUAUCAUGUGAAGCUUUCAUACUCUGCUUAAAACUCAUAGUUAGGGAAUUUUAAAAAUUCUAAUCACUGAUAAAGCUCAAGAACUUCCACUCUAAAAUCGAGCCUAAAAGUUUAUUGGGAUUGUUGAAAAAUAAAAAUAAAUAAAUUGUUGUUAGUCUUCUAUUACCUUUUCUUAUCUUAUGUGACAGAUAAGAAGAUUUCUCUAAAUAUCCAAAUGUCUUAUUAGAGAAGAAAAAAAAACGAAAAACUUAUGUUGAAGAACAUCACGAAAGAAAAAUCAUCCAAAAAAGAAACAAAAUAAAUCCGUUUAAUUAUACAACAUCAAAGCAUUUCUUUUUACAAGUUCAUUAAGUAAAAGAGAAAUGUAUGCAAAAUGAACAAAAUAGUUUUAGGGUAGUCGCGCGCAUUCAGUUUUAUAGAAAUCUUUAUGAUUUUUUUAUAUCUCUGUAUUAUUUUUAGUUUUUCAUUUAUUUGUUUGAUCUUUUUAAUCAAUUUUUUUUUGUAAAUUUCCUUAAAUACGACGAUUGGAUUAUGAAUCCAACAUGAAGAAGUUUUAAUUUCGCAAUACUUACACAGAAGGAAAUCUUUUUGAGAUUUUGUCGAUAAACAAACUUCAUGAUUUUGUACAUUUUAUGAUUUUAUUUGCAUUUAACAAAAACAAGAUGUUUUGAAAGAGAGAUUGGAUUUUAAUUAGGUAUUUUUUUUAUUCUUAUUAUUAGUUUGUAAUUAAUUGAACAAUAGACAAUAGAGCACCAUGUGAGAAAGUUCCGUGUGAAUAUCCACAAAAAAGAAAAAAAUUUCAUCCCUCAAAGCUUUUCCGUUUUUCACGAAUAAAUUUUUCGUUUUUUUUUAAUUAAAUUAAUCAAUUACUUAUCGUAUUUCCCCGGAAAGCAAUUAAUAAUCACAGUGCAUGGAUAAUUCAAAACAUAAACAUAUAUUUAUCAUUAUUUGUCGUAUACUUCUGUAUUUAUUAAAUUAUUAAAUGGUAAAACGUCUAAAUAUGAUUUUAGAUUUAUGUAUUAAAAUCUAUAUAAAUAUAUUCGAGAGAAAAUUAAAAAUAAAUAAAAAAAAAUUGUUUUAUAUGGAAAAUGAAAAAUCAUAGCUGUAAUUAAAAGAAAAUUUAUGUAAAGAAAGGAAAAAAAGUAUUUUUGUUGCAAUCAUUUAUGUUUCUUUUAUCCUCCCACACCCAUUA
Molecule: messenger RNA, 7155 nt
Organism: Clunio marinus
Lineage: Eukaryota; Metazoa; Arthropoda; Insecta; Diptera; Chironomidae
Source: the annotation of a GenBank genome assembly